AUAUAAACAUAAAACGAAAAGCUAAAUUAGAAAAAUGUGACACAAUUAAUUAAAAAUCAACACAUUUCAACAACGAAAUUAAAGUGAAUCAAAACCCUCGAUAUUAGAGAACAGGAAUUGAUGAUAAAUAAAUUUUUAUGUUCAGUCUAAUGAAAUAAAAUUCGUCUGUUUUAGGACAUCGACGACGUUCAGGUUCAUUAUCCGGGAAUCAUGGAGGUGAUGAACGACCUUCAAGGGAUGGGGGAGAGUAACUGCGCCUGGAACCGGAGGUCGCUGCUGCACAGAGACGUCAUCUUGGCGGCAGCAGCGAUUUAUAAAGAGAUGUACGGGAACGAGGACGGCUCCGUCCCCGCCACCUUCGAGAUCCUCUACAUGAUCGGCUGGAAGCCUCACGAGUCCCAGGCCAAACCAGCGAAGCGAGGCUCGGCCACGGCGUCGUUUGGGGAUCUGUCAAAGAUCAGCCGGCCGACCGACACGAACGAGGCGUAGACGCGUCAGCUGACGCGCUGAGGAUUGUAAAUAAUCUAUGUUAUGAAACAGCUGUGUUAAAAGAAGCCGUAUGUGGAUAUUGUUGUCCAGAAUAAAGUUGAGCGAUGAAAACGG
Molecule: messenger RNA, 603 nt
Organism: Plectropomus leopardus (leopard coralgrouper)
Lineage: Eukaryota; Metazoa; Chordata; Actinopteri; Perciformes; Serranidae
Source: RefSeq, a predicted model, not a curated record